Messenger RNA from Polychytrium aggregatum, 2899 nucleotides. RefSeq lists its product as uncharacterized. NCBI's taxonomy places the organism in Eukaryota, Fungi, Chytridiomycota, Chytridiomycetes, Polychytriales. The record is from RefSeq and is a predicted model, not a curated record. The transcript has a single exon. Bases 112 to 2736 code for a protein of 874 amino acids.
GGCGCUGUGGCCGGCGUGCCUUGCUCUCUCAUCAAUCUCUGCGCCGUCGCUCGUCUCCAUCGCCUUCCUCCAUCGCUCACCCAGCUCCAUCGCUCGUUUCCAGCGUCUGCCAUGCCCUCGGGACUCCCGCCAACGAUGCGGCUCUCGUACCGCAAGUACAAGCAGGAGACUGCCCAGCUCGUGCACUGGAUCGAGGCGACGUCGGCAGCCCAUUCUCCUCGAUCCAAGCCAAGUCAACCCCGCGACCGCAGCUCCAGCACAGCUACAAACAGCCGUCGGAAUGGCAAAAUGAAGAAUGAACCUCCUCCUCGUCCCGAAGCGCCAGCACCCAGCAGCCACUCGAUCACCCUCGCCGCAUUCUCGCAGAUGAUCGAGAGCAUUUCCGGCAGGCUCGACGAGGGCAUCCUGGCUAUUCCCGACAACAUAUACGCCAUUUUCCAUAGCAUCAUCCAGAGCCGGCUCCAGUUUGUCGAGUUCUACUCGAGAAUCGCUGAGCGAUUGUCUGCCCAGGGCAAGCUCGCCGAAGUGGCUGAGAUCAACCAGAGCACCCAAUCCCACAUGCACUUUCUGAGCGUCCUCCAAGUGUCUUUCUCGAAGCUCGGCGGCGACUCCUGGACUCUCCGCAACUCGCCCAUGCUGCCCAAUAGCCCUGGAAUCGGCCGGAAUCAACACGAGUCCAACGGAUCCGUCUCGGCAGAGUGCCACUUUGAGAAUCGAUUCUCGGCGCUGCAGGUGGACGAAAGCGUCGUGCCCGCUGCUGAUCCCCUUGAGGAGCCCGCUCCAAGUCCAAAAGUCUCCAGCGAGUGGAGCCCAGAACGGGUAUCUGAAUGGCACCCAUCUCAGCUUGAAGAGGACGACGGCGACCCAGAAUACGAGGACAUCGAGGAUGAUGACCAAGCGAGUCGCAUCAGUCGCGAUGGCAAGUGCUUCGACGGCCGCAGCUCAAAGGAGCGCAAGGGUAGCCAACCGGAUGCCUCGCUCGAUGGACGGACCAUGCCUGGCGCAGACGAUUCGUCUGACAUCGACCUUGACGGAUACGGGCUCGCGGGCGACAUGCACGAGUGGAUGUUUGCGGCAUGGUGUCUCUGGAUCGACGUCCACCAAAUCCGGCUCUACAUUCACUCUGUCUGGGAGCACCACUCCCAGGGCAAGGUCAAUCUGGUAACGGCCUCGCUCGUGACAACAGUCGCAGUUGCAGUCAUCAGCCAGCUGGAAGACGAGCUGCGGCAGCAGUUUCCGCACUUUACGGGCUACCAGGAUUUCGUCGAUGUCUUUGCUGCGGCGCAGGAGCAAGACGAGGCCGGUCUUGUCGAAGAAGUCAUCAUGCUGCCGACCUUUACCAUUCUCAAGAGCUUCUCGGCCGUUGUCCAGGAAGGAACUCUACCGGUGGCCAAGGCCGGCGUCUUUGGCCCCUUCAAUCCACGGACCCGUCGCUCUCGCAUGACAUCGGCACAACGACGAGCCGAAGACAAGAGCGUCCUGUGCACUCAGCUGGCGGACUGGGCGAUUCUGGCCCGAGCGACGACCGAGUUUUUCGGUGACGACGCCGUCGUCGGGCUCGUCCGGCCGUUCAUCCAGUCCAAGGAAAUUCCGCUGCGGCUUGUUUUCUCGGCCCAAGCCUACCUCACUUCGCUCUACACAAACCGCCGACAAGCGCAUCAGUGCAUGAUGGCCCUGUAUUCGUUUGUACGGUGCUGCCAGAGCGAGCUAGAGUGGCAGCUGGCGCACGGCGAUACCUACAUGGACAGCAGCAGCAUCAACAAGGACAUCAAGGCGAUACUGGAGAGCCUCCGCCGCGGGCUCGCUGUCGACCUGGUCUUCGAGCACAAGCGCAAGCACAUAGCCGAGCUUGGCGGCAUUCCGAUCCGAAGCCACGAGAUCUUUGAGCGCAAUCCGUGGCUCUGCGGGGCGUGUAUGUACAAGGUGAUGUUUUCGGUCCACCACAUCGGCAUUCAGAUCAUCAACCAAGCAGGGUUUUUUGUCGCCAUCAGCCAUAUAUACAAUGCGCUGCGCCGCCGCGGGUACCUGAGUCUGGACUGGCCGUUGCUGGACUCGCUGAUGGAGCUGCACUCGCGGCGCAUCUUCAACGGCAAGGUGCCGACCACGGACUUUCUCAAGAGCUUUGCGCUGUCUCUUGGGGUGCGCAUCGAAAGCUUUGCCCGAGACCCGGUCCGGAGGCGCAAGGAUGGAUCUGCAAAAGGGCCGCGACGAACGCUGGAGUUUCAUCGACACGGCCGCGGUAUUCAGGACGAGUCGCUCCUCCACACGGUGUUUGAAGAGAAAGACGGGCUCGCUCCCGCGACCAUGGACCGCAUCAUGGAGUGGGCUCGGCUCGCCGACGCCCCACAGCCGCGAGCACCCGGACGAAGGAGCACCUCUAUGAACAAAACCGAACGCACGCCUGUCGAUCUCCUGAAGGGCGUAGCCAACCUCUCCUAUCACGAGCAGCACGUCAGCCACGCCGUCGGACUGAAUCUCCUGGGAAUCCAUCGAAUCUUUAUCGAAACAAUGCAGACACUGAGAGACCGACUGAGCGAGCACUUGCCUGGUUUGGCGGAUCUGAAACCUCAGCAGUGGCCGUUUAUUGCAGGUCAUCUCCUGUCCAGGCUCGACGAGGCGGCACAGCAAGGAGACGCCCACGAUGGCACAAUGCAGGCUGCGGCCCGAGUCUUUGCAGAGCGGAUCGAGCGCACGCAGGCGGCGGACUACUGCCUCGUCCCCGGCGUGGUGCUCUGACGGGAAGCUGGGUGCGAUGCGCACGAUGUCGGGGAGUGGACAUGAGAGAGCACAGAGCACCACUGUUUCCACUUUGGUCUUGCUAUCGCAGCACCUCGUCGAGCCGGGCUGGACUCGACUGGGCUGUAUUCAUCCGGCUCAAUAUACCAAACUCCACCACAGA